Carassius gibelio (silver crucian carp) is the source of this 3502-nucleotide messenger RNA. Its product is annotated as interleukin-1 receptor type 1. NCBI's taxonomy places the organism in Eukaryota, Metazoa, Chordata, Actinopteri, Cypriniformes, Cyprinidae. The coding region runs from base 80 to 1720 and encodes 546 amino acids. Gene Ontology annotation, biological process: signal transduction. Gene Ontology annotation, molecular function: interleukin-1 receptor activity. The record is from RefSeq and is a predicted model, not a curated record. The transcript has 11 exons.
GCACGAGAGAAGUUUUGAAAUCCUACGACACGAGGAAAGCGCUUUAAACUUGCCAGACAUUCAGUCAUCAAAACCCGACAUGAUGGCGAUUUCUUUUUCUUUCCGAUGGGUUUUACUCUCAGCUCUUUGGAUUGCAGGGAGUGAGACGCAAUACACAGAGCUCAAGAAUUAUACCACCAGUGCUGGUCUCGCAUUUAAGCUUGAGUGCAGUGAAACACAGAAUGUGAGCUGGAGCCGUUUCCCUAAUCAGAGGCUGGAAGGCAUCAGUGGAAUAAACAUUCAGGGAGGCGCGCUAUGGUUUCUACCUGCUGACCUCUCCCACAGCGGAUCCUACUCCUGUCUCACCAGAAAUGGCGAUGAAACCUGGACAACAAUAUUUAAUGUCUCCGUUGAAAAUAAAACAUGCCCCAGGUUUAACAGAAAAGAUGAAAUAACGAGAACAAAGGAAAUCACUUGUUUGCUUUCUCACAUCUUUGAGAUAGACCCUCAAGCUCAAGUGACCUGGAGAAAUAACUGCCACCCACUCAGUGUGACAAACAGUAAGGUUUUACCGAUAAACAGAUCCAAAGACAUGAUUGGACUCUAUACAUGCUUUGUGAACUUUACUUUUGGAGGACAGCAUUACUCUGCUGCCCAGACUACAAAAAUCUUCAGCCAAUCUAAGGAUUAUGUGGUGACAAAGCCUGAAAUCAUCUACCCAAAAGAAGAAACAAAAAAAGUAACACUUGGUGAAAGUUACACUCUGAACUGCAAAGCUCUUAUUGGGAAGAACGACAAUAGAGAAACUGUUAUUUACUGGUAUACUGACUUAAAAAAUCUCAAACUGGACUACAACAGAAGUAUUGUGAAAGAGGGGGAGCGGGACUAUAUGCUGUCUACUCUGUUCAUCCCAGAAGUCACAGAAGAACAUUUAUACACUAAUUUCACCUGUGUCGUUACACACCCAAGAGGUUCAGAUUCUGGAAAUGUCUUGCUUAUUCCUGUGAGUCGGAAUGAACGUUAUUACUGCAUCGGUGUUGGUCUGGUGGUUCUGCUCAUAUUACUGUGUGCAGUUGCAUUUCUCUUUAGAGUCGAUCUGGUUCUGGCUUACAGGGCUGUUUGCUCGUCUUCUGCCAUAAACAGUGAUGGCAAGUCGUACGAUGCGUAUGUGAGUUACCUCCAUAGUGAUCAACACGGCUCAACUUCUGCAGUGACAUUUGCUCUGGAUAUCCUUCCUGCGGUGCUGGAGGACUUUUAUGGUUACAAUCUCUUUAUCAGUGGUCGUGAUGGACUUCCUGGGGAAGCGGUGCACGAAGUCAUUGCUGACACAAUUAGCCGAUGCAGAAGGCUGAUCAUUAUUCUUACAUCACAGAGCUGUGUUUCACCUCAAACCGACACCACCAAGAGCUUUUUACCAGAUAAACUCCCUGUAUCAGAUCAUGAUGUGCAAAUGAACGCACAGAACACUUCCUCUGAUAAAAUAUGGGCCACUUACGCGCCACAGGUGGGUCUCUAUGACGCUUUAGUGAAGCAGGGUCUGAAAGUCAUCCUGGUGCAGGUGGAGGAUGGUGUUGAAGAGGCUCUGCUGCCUGAAUCUUUGCGAUACAUCAUCCGCACCAAAGGCAUCCUCAGAUGGAGGCAGAGCACCAGUCAUCGGGGGAACAGAAGCUUCUGGAAACACAUGCGCUAUCAAAUGCCUCCAGCGAAGCGGCAGAAGAGUCCAGAGCUCACGGUGCUUUGAGAUCUGUUUGACCACAGAAACAAUCUACACAAGUAUAUAAACUCAUUAUGAAGUGUGUAUGGAUAACACCACUCAAGAAACACAACAAUGCACACUUACUGUACACUGAAAAAGAUACUAAAUUAAAAUCUAAAAGCUAUUUUUUUAACAAAUUUUAUUUAAAUGUAGCUAAAAUAAAUGGAUUGCAACCGCUUAAAAAAAUAAAUAAUUGUAAAUGUAAUUAAUCUUUUUUUCAGCGCAGGGGCUGUUCACACAGAAUGCGUUUUUCCACUCCCAUGUGCCACUUUUCCAUUGUUUUCUAUGUAAACGCUCUAGACCGAUUGCAUUUAGACGCUGUGUCAAGUUUAAACUUUUACACACAGCGCUGCUCAUGAGUGUCGAUUCCAAAACAGUCGACCAAUCAGAAGACCCCGGAGGCGGGGCAAGCGCUUCAAGGUUUUGUUUACAGUAGAAAGUAGUAGUUUUAUUUGACGAAACAUGUUGGAGGAGGAAUUCUGCUCUACACUUUUUAAAGGCCCCAUGAAAUCAAAAUUGUUGAAAACUUUUUGGCUUUUAGUCUGAAUAUGUUAGCCUUGAUGUAAUCUCUCAGCUAGUGUGCUCCAAAACAAUGACAAAACUACAGCAUUUAAGCAUUCAAACCUUGCAGUGUGUCACUUACGCCAAUAUGGCUGUCAUACACUGUAGAAUUCGGCUUUACCAAGCGCAGUGGCUCUAGCCCAAGCUGUGAUAUAAAUAAAAUUGGCUAUUUUAAAAAGAGGCGGGUUUACUUGAUGUGUCCUGCCCUGUCUUCCUGUUUAACCCUUGUGCAUUGUUCAAAUUCACUACCCUUUCAUACACACAAACACUAUAAUUUGCUGUUAUACUCCAUAUAACUCCAAGCCAGAAACUAAGCCUUUUUUUUUGCACAGGCCUUUCUAAAGGGUUAACGGUCCCACCUAGUGAUCAACUGUAAAAAUAACACAUUUUACCUCUUCCCAAAAGGGAAAACCACAAACAAUCAAGAAUGCAUGAUUAUAUGGUGUUUUCAUCCACGAACAUAACAAAAGGGUAGUGAAUUUGCCCAGAGUUUACCGUUGAGUUUUUGAAAAAUUUCUAAGCAUUUUCCCAAAAUAUGGGUCAAAAUAAGAUUUGUCACCAAAAAUCAUUCCAUUAGCUCAAACACAGAGAAAGUUGUGGCCAAAAUAAGACUCAACUUUACCCUCUAGUGGACGAAAACGUCCCCAACAACGCAUAAGGGUUAAGUUAAAAUGACAUCAACACAAUGAGUAAAACUGCGUUUUUAGAUGCAAAGACGCAUUCUGUGUGAACGUCCCUUUAGUUUGUGAGCUUGUGUUGUGCGAGUUUGCAUAUUUGUGUAGAGGUUUGUUGAGUUGGUGUGAAGAAACUUUUAUCUUGUUUUAUCUUGUAACUGUGAUGAAAAACAGAGUGACAGGUGAUGCAAGUUAGCAAUAAAAAAAUUACUGUAUGUAGAAGUUAUUUUCAAUAUAACUAUCAUUUUAUAUUUUUUAUAUUAUUUUGUUAAUGCAGAUGGAAUGCGUAUAUGUUUGGUUUUAUACUUUAUAAUUCUUAAUUAUUUCUAUUUUUUUACAGAAUUAUUUAAUAUAUAAAAAUAUUUAAAGUUCUUACAAGUGGCAUAGUGACUACAGGUCAUGUCAGAUAAAAUAUUUUAAUGUUUUUUAGAAGAAACAAAGUAAAAUUAAACAUUUACUGACUCAUGUUUUAUUGAUUCAUGUCGUAAUAAUGAUUUAUUACAGUGUAUCUAAUAAAUAUUUGUCAAAUAUG